This is a messenger RNA of Phyllotreta striolata, 1885 nucleotides long. The record is from the annotation of a GenBank genome assembly. Lineage: Eukaryota; Metazoa; Arthropoda; Insecta; Coleoptera; Chrysomelidae.
CAAAUAUUUGUCUUCAGUUUCUAAUAAUUUAUUAUAAAUGUUAACGAAAAUGAGAGUAUUCGUGAUGUUAUAUAAUUAAAAGUGACAAUUUAUUGGCAUACUUUCUUUUAUAAAGAAGUCGAAAAUGUCUAAAACGCGUAUAAAUCCAAUAUUUGGAAGAACCCCGUCUUGUUCAAUAAAACGUAGACUGGAAGAUAGAAGAGCUAAAUGGAAAGCUGUAAAAAUGGAACUGAGCAGAAAAACAGACAAACCCGAAGAUUUUCUAACGUACGAAGAUAGUGAUAGUGACGAGGAGCCGUUCUUUGUACAGAAAGAUAUAUUAAGUACUUCAUACAACUUUGUCGAUUUUAUCAAGAAUAGGGAAAUACAAUCGUCAAAAAUUAGUUCAGUAUCUGGUGACUACGGCAGUAGGCAUAUGCUAACUCACGAAAUGUUUAAAGAGACCCCAAUUAGUUUAGGUAAUAUGAAUAAAGUGUUUUGUUCACAAUGGCUUAGUGACAGGCAAGUAGUAUUUGGAACAAAGUGCAAUAAGUUAAUGGUGUAUGAUGUCGUUACACACAAAAUAGAUCAAAUUCCUUCUCUUAUAAGUAAACGAGAUAUGAUUGGAAACGAAGUACAACAACAAUGUGGUAUUCAUUCGUUACAAAUAAAUCCUUCAAAGACUUUAUUGGCCACAGGCGCCAGAAAUACCUGUGAUAUCGCUAUAUAUAGGCUUCCUACUUUAGAUCCUGUGUGUGUCGGUGAAAAUGCUCAUAAAGAUUGGGUAUUUGAUAUGUGUUGGUUAGAUGACGAAUUUCUAGUAUCAGGCUCUCGUGACACCAAAAUGGCUUUAUGGAGAAUAACGCCCGAUAUACUCGAAACUAGAGAAGAAAUUCCCAGGCAUCGGUACAUCCAAGCAAUAUCUGUUAAGGAUUGUCGAAGUGCACAGAAAGUUAGGGCACUAAAGUUUAAUAAAAAAUAUGAAGAAAUAGCAGCUUUAAGUUUAAAUGGUUACAUACACAUUUGGAGUGCACAAAAUUUCAAACAGACUUUAUCAAGAAAAUUGCCAUCUGCUCAGGAAAAUGUUUGUUUAGCCGUGCAAGAUUCAGGAUUGUACGCUAUCGGUUGUAGAUCUUAUACAUUGCUGCUAGAUUGUAGAACGUUACAGGCUGUCAAGAAAGUGAAUUCGAGAUAUUCAGGUUGUGGAAUUAGAUCGGCUAGUUUCCAAGGAGACGUCUUGACUGUAGGAACUGGGUUGGGCAUGUUAAUGUUCUACGAUUUAAAAGCUGGGAAAUAUUUGGAUUCUAGUAUAAAUUCCUCUAGAACAGUAGUACUUAAGGCUAGUAAAGGUUAUGUGUUUCCUGAUGAAGAAUAUGUUGAUAACCAUCAAAAUGUUAAAUACGUGCCAGCUAUUUACACACAUUGCUAUGACACUAGUGGAACGAGGCUUUUUACUGCAGGAGGGCCUCUGCCUGCAACCCUCACAGGAAAUUACGCAGGUUUAUGGCAGUGAAUUUAAAAAAAAAACGUUUUAAUAGUGUUUUUAUGCAUUUUAAUGUAUAUUGUAAUAGUGCUCUCGUACAUUUUAAUAUUUAGCUUAAUAUUACAAUGUAUAAUUCUGCAAUGUAUGUAGUCUCACAAAGAGAAUCAGUGAAUCUCAUAAAACUAAACAUUCAUUAGGUAUAUGUAAUGCAUAUUUAGUAUUUAGCACAAUUAUAUGAUAUUGCAAUUGCAAUAGAAUUCGGUUUAAAUCGUCAUUAAAUCGUUUUAAGAAUUUGUUUUGAGUUUUAGGAUUUCUUUUAAAUUGUAGACAUACUUUAUUUUUUAUAGGAUUAGUAAGUCAUUAAUUUUUAAAUACAUGUUUACACGUACUGUUUGAUUUUUCUAUAAGAAUAGAAAGUUUUAA